Culex pipiens pallens (northern house mosquito) is the source of this 2613-nucleotide messenger RNA. RefSeq lists its product as uncharacterized. The record is from RefSeq and is a predicted model, not a curated record. Lineage: Eukaryota; Metazoa; Arthropoda; Insecta; Diptera; Culicidae. Gene Ontology annotation, molecular function: catalytic activity. Bases 1 to 2613 code for a protein of 870 amino acids. The transcript is spliced from 3 exons.
AUGGUAUGGUUUGAUCCUGCACGUGCUGGCCUUCUUGCCCGGGAGCUGCACAAGCUGAACGUGCAUGUGGCCGCCAUCCAGGAAGUUCGAUGGCCCGGUCAUGGAGAGCGAGAAUUCACGGCGGUGGACCCCAUCGCCAACACCUCUUUCAAGUACCACAUCUACUACAGUGGCGGCGAAAAGGCGAUGCACGGAGUCGGUUUCGUAGUGAUUGGGGAUCAGAAGAACCGAGUCAUCAAGUGGAAGGUGGUGAAUGACCGGAUCUGCGUGUUGAGAAUAAAGGGCAAAUUCUUCAACUACAGCCUGAUCAACAUCUACGCGCCGACGAACGACAAGCCCGAUGACGAUAAAGACGCUUUCUACGAGCGUCUCGACAAGACCUAUGGAGAGUGCCCAAGACACGAUGUGAAGAUAGUCAUCGGAGACGCAAACGCGCAGGUCGGAAGGGAAGCCUUCUUCCAUCCUGUCAUCGGCAAGGAGAGCCUUCAUCCUCGCACGAAUGACAACGGCCUCCGUUUGGUCAAUUUCGCCGCAGCCAGAGGAAUGGCUAUCUGUAGCACCUUCUUUGCGCGCAUGAACAUUCGGAAGCACACCUGGCGCCACCCGAAUGGCGAAUCGUGCACACAAAUCGAUCACGUUUUGGUGGAUGGUCGACACUUCUCGGACGUGAUGGACGUCCGAUCGUACAGAGGACCGAACAUCGACUCUGAUCACUUCCUGGUAGCGUGCAAGAUCCGAGCUAGGCUGUCGAACGUGCUGACCCCGCGGACGGCGAGGAUAGCGCGGUUGAACGUCCAGCGCCUCGCGAGCAGCGACGUUGCUGCAGAGUACAGUCGGAAGCUCGACGAGCGGAUCAACGAGGACGCGCCUACGGGUAACCUGGACGAGCAAUGGGGAGCCCUCCAGAGCAUCGUCAACACAACGGCUACCGAAGUGAUCGGCACGACCAGAGGACGCAAACCCAAAGGGUGGUUCGAUGCAGAGUGCCAGCGAGUGACGGACGAGAAGAACGAGGCCAGGAAGCGUAUGCUGGUGAAGGGUACGCGCCGAAACUGUGAGCGAUACAGCGAGCUGCGAAGAGCUGAGAAACGAACCCACCGCCGAAAAGAACGGGAGUACGACGAGAGAGUACUUGCCGAAGCUCAAGCACAAUACAACGCGAACGAUAAGCGGAGGUUUUAUGCAACUGUCAACGGUGUAAGAAAGAAAGCGACGCCUUCCCCUGUUAUGUGCAACGACAGGGAAGGUAACCUGUUGACAGAUAAGACAGCGGUAGCGGCCAGGUGGAAGGAGCACUUCCAACAGCUGUUGAACGGUGAGACACGAGAGGGAAUCGUCGAGGACAGGAUGAACGUUGAGGAUGAUGGAAUAGCUGUGGACCCGCCUACGUUGGAGGACGUGGAAAAAGCCGUAAAGGAGCUGAAGAACGCGAAAUCCGCGGGAAAGGACGGACUUCCGGCCGAACUUUUCAAGCACGGGAGCGCGCGGAUGAUCGAGAUUCUGCACCAAAUCGUCCAGCGAAUUUGGUGCGAAGAACAGCUUCCGACCGACUGGUUAGACGGGCUCAUCACCCCAAUCUACAAGAAAGGGCAAAGACUCGAUUGUGCCAACUAUCGAGGCAUCACAAUCCUCAACUCAGCGUACAAAGUACUAUCCCGAAUCCUGUGGAGCAAGCUGAGACCGAUGACCGAGACCUUUGUCGGCGAAUACCAGUGCGGUUUUCGAGCGGGUCGGUCAACGACGGAUCAGAUGUUCACUCUGCGACAAAUCCUCGACAAGUUCCGGGAGUACAACCUGCAAACACACCAUUUGUUCAUCGACUUCAAGGCGGCGUACGAUUCAGUCAAAAGAAACGAACUUUGGAAAAUUAUGCUAGAACACGGCUUUCCGGCGAAGCUAAUAAGACUGAUUCGUGCAACGCUCGACGGAGCAAAAUCAAGCGUGCGAAUAGCUAACGAGACAUCAGAAGCUUUCGUUACGUUGGAUGGAUUGAAGCAGGGCGAUGCUCUCUCGAACUUACUGUUCAUCAUAGCGUUGGAGGGUGCUGCUCGAAGGGCAGGCGUGCAAAGAAACGGAACACUCAUCACUAAAUCGCACAUGCUGCUUGGAUACGCUGACGACAUCGACAUCAUUGGUAUCGACCGUCGUUCAGUGGAGGAGGCGUUCGUCCCUUUCAAGCGGGAAGCUGCGAAGAUCGGACUGACCAUCAACACUGCCAAGACCAAGUAUCUGGUUGCUGGCAGAGCGCGUGGCAGUGCAGGUGAUGGUGUUUCGGAGGUGGAAAUAGAUGGAGAAAGAUAUGAGGUGGUGGAUGAGUUUGUAUAUCUUGGUACACUUGUGACGUGCGACAACGAUAUGGUGGUCGUCCAAAAAGCGCGCUGUCACUGUGCUAACGGUAGACCUGCUAACGUCGACGAAAAGGGAACCAUCUUUGUCGGAAAUCCAUUUGAGGCAGCUGAGAUUAAAGUCGCCCAGGACGCAGAUACUGUCAUUAGCUUUCAAUUUAGAUACGACCCACAAGAGGGACUGGGUAUAACGCUCGACAAGCUCAGAAUCGUUGACACGGUCCGGUGGAAGAUAAACGACGCAAAUGUGAACGGAUUUUUCAGUUAA